UAAAAUUCUCCGUCUGGUGCGCUUACUUGCCAGUUAUGAGGAGUGUGUCCAGAGGAAUUAAAAGACAACUUAAGAGUGGAAAUUUUUUUGCUUCACCCUUGUUUUCAGACAGCUGCAAGAAUGGAUUAAAUUCCAGUUAGCCCUGUUCUCAUAAAGCGGUAAUCUGCAUACAGAAGGUGGUAUGCAGCAUGUGGAAGAUGACUUGUAAAAAUACUCAAAACGAAUCUGCUUAUUCCCCUACAUUACCAGGAAAUAUCACAUGUGGAUCCUAUUGAGUUUGCCAUAAUUCCUUCCAUCCUGAGAGUGUGGAACUUGUGAAUGAAAAUGCCAGUCCUUAAGAACGGUCCUACAACAUUAAAGACAGCAAGGGUAAAUGGGGAGCUGAAACAGAGCAGAGAGGUGAUAAUGGAUAGCCUCAUUGAGGAAAGCAACCCGUUCCAUGAUAGUAUGGAUGAGAGUGAAAGCAAUCCCUUCCAUGAGAGCAUAUGUUUAAAUGACAGAAAUCCGUUUGUGCAUGAUGAGAACGGCAUUAACGAGGAGCUGUUGAAUGGAAGUCUGGAAGGGCACCCACGCAAGUAUGGCACCCUAGAGAGGUUAGCAGGACUUUCACCAUUAAAGAUGCUCAACAAAGGAAAAAAGGUUUUUGGAAGAGAAAAAGUGCCAAAUGGAGAUAAAAAUGUAGACAGGAAAUCUUUCUUUGGCUCUCUCAGCAGGAAAUCCUUUCUGUUUGAAGAUGAUGGAAGCCUUAAGAGUUCAGAAAAGAAGAAAACAAGAAGGAGCUCAGAAGACUUCAGUUUGCUCCUGAAAUUUAAUUCAAAGAGGAAAGAAAGCCUCACUAGCCUUGACUCAACAACAUCAGAAAGAGACCUAGGAGACAGUGACUCAAAGAAACGAUUGUCUUUCCUGAAGCUACCACGCACAGGAAAGGGAAAGCGAGAAUCUGUGGCUGAAAGGACAGAGCCUGAGACAGUAGAAGAUGUGAAAGACAUUGAAACAGUGGUUAAAGUAAAGGAACCCUUGUCAGUAUUAGAAAUCCAGAAUCUGAUCCUCUGUCGAGACUUAGUAAUGGCAGACAAACACAUGAUCGAGCUAGAGGAAGAAUGUGGAGUAAACACUCAGAAAAGUCCAAAUGGGUCGGAUGAAUGCAGACAUGAUGAUGAGCGCAAGGCUAAAGAUGUCUGCCUUCUUUACCAGUCACUUUCAAAGGAACUCUGGUCAGUUGUGAAGGAGUCUCUGAGUAAUGCAAAGCCAUACCCAGCCCUUGAACUGGUGGUACAAGUCAUUGAACAGGAAGAGGAAACGGACAAAAUGUAUCUGGCUAGAGUAAAGGAUUCUGGGCAUUGUAUGCCUAUUGCCAGACCAAGGCAAUUCAAAACAAAAUGGGUGGAAGCUGUGAACGGUUCUGUAAAUGAAAGACUAAACCUUUGUAAUGAUGAAAAAAAUGGUCCAAUCAAUAGUUACAUGGACAAACUUCGGAAACGCAUUAUUGAGGAUAUGAAUAAUGUGAAAACUUACAUUGUUAAAUACUACCCUAAGGAUUACAAUGUUUACCAUGUCUAUGUCAAAAGUUACCAUCAAGGAAUUUCCAGUCGAUUUAUGGAAAUCACUAGUAGAACUCUGGAAAUUAAUGACCUGUAUGUAGUUCUUGACUGGCACAAUAAUAUUUACAGUAGAGAGGUGCUGAGGCACUUAGCUCUAGAUCCUCUAAUGGGAAUCAAGGAAAUCGAUCCACUUCUGCCACGAACAGUAGCAGACAACCUGGAAGAAAACUGUUUCUUUAUGGUUCAGGAAAUAAUCACUGAAGACAUGAAGCAAGAAUUAGAUAAAGAAGAACAGAGAUGGAAAGGAAGUUCAACAAUAGAGGAAUUUGAAUCCAUAUUUCCUACCAAAGUUAUCAAAACACUGAGAACUCAUGUUGAUAAAGCUGUCUCUAUUGCAAAACCACUGGGAAUGAAAAUUGCACUCGGAUGCCUUAGCAGCCUAACUGACUUCCUGCAAUGGUACCAGAAAAAAGUUGAGUUAUUACACGAAAGUUUAAGAGAAGAGUCAGAUAUAACAUCUGACAUGUCUGUCGCCAAGAUAAUAACUACAGUCAAUUGUUGUCCUCCGUUCAGGGACUAUGUGGAACACCUAGCCAGUUUUAAUCCUACCCAAAGUGAAGAAUUAAGAAAGUGUGCAACUGCUUCCCUUGAUAAAGUUGUGAAUCUUGGAAACCAAGAAUUAAUCAGCCAGUUAUUUGAAGAUCUGAAGCCCUUAUUCAAUAAGCUGAUGAGAAGAAAAUGGCUAAACAGCUACGAUGCUUGCAAUGAAAUGAAGUCAACAAUUAAGGACCACUUUGACCGGUUCAGAAAAAUGAAGAAAAUCCCUUAUCAGAACUUGGUAAAUGAAAUCCACCGAAAGUUCAUAAUUGAAUACAUCAAACCACUUGUAGAGGUACGAAUUAUCUGUUCUUCUUCAAAGAUGCGGAAGAAAAUAUCGAACAAACUAAUAGAAGAAUCUAAACAGUUUAAAGUUCUCUUUGGAAGUCUGGAAACCACAUCAGCUUGGUUGAACCCUGCUAUACCCCAUCUGGCAGAAAUCAUCAUGCUGAAGGACACAGCUUCAAUCCAAAUGGAGGUGGGCGUCUUAAUUCGAGACUUCCCAGAUGUUCAUAAGAAGCAUGUAUCUGCUGUCCUGGAUGUGCGAGGUGAAACAGAUCAAGCUGUUCGACAGGAGAUACUCAACAUCAUCAAAGAUUAUGAGCACAGUGGCAGUCAAAGUGAUCUGUCCCGGGACCGGGCACUCUUUGCUGAUAUACCAAGAACAAAUGAAGUUCGGUGUAUCAAUGUGUACUCUAACAGAGUGUACCAGUCUCUACUUAACUGUUUCUCCGUGGCUUUCAGGAGGUGCAGGAUACAUCAUGGUGAUGGCAUAGAUGAAGAUCUCCUCUAACAACUACCUACUUAAUUCACGUUAUCAUUGUCACUUUAAUUGCAACAGAUGACAAAUCUCAAGUUGAGUAAAUUUCCAGUGACUUCCUCAAAAUCAGCUGUACUGGUUUACUUGCGCAAUCCUCUAUGGCAAGAAUCAUAAUGCCCUAAAAAAGAAGAUAUUGUCAGAUGUGUCAUUCAUGACGGAUAUUUACCCAUACCGUGUUCUUUCUUCAGGUCAAAUCAUUGUCACAAGGAAGAAAAGAAUGCUACCUGAUGGCUGUUCAAAUAAGCAAGUAGAAGGAAGAUUAAUGCAAAGUAUUUUGUAAUGAAAUGCCACAAUGUCACUGUAGUAUGUUCAUCUUGUUUUGUGAUGUAACAGAGUAUGCAAGUGAGAUGAAUUACUGCCAGAAAUAUUACACCUUCCAGAAUAGCUCGAGUGAUAUUUAAAUAAAAAUAUGCACAAAUAAAAGAAAUGUGUGUCAUCAGAAACUUUUCACUAAACCAGAGCCUUUCAACAAACUUUAAAGAGAAAAGAACACAUGUUCAUUCAUGUAAAUUCUUUCUGAGACAGAGACUAAUUGCAUGCUGUUGCAGACUUGAUAACUAUAACUGUGGGUACUGUUGAAAUACUGCACUUUCUUGAUUCAGCCCCUCGGCCUUUGUGCUUUGGAGGCUUUAUAUAUUUAGUCCUUUCCCUACUGUUGUUUUAACUUAUUUUUUCUGGAAAGCGUAAUUGUAUUAUUUUACUGUAUUAUAUGAUAUCAGCAUUUUAUUUAAUGGUAUGUACUUAUAUUUCAUUUGUUUUUUUUUUUUCUCUGUUUAAAAUUCAUGAUUUAUUUAAGCAAUUUAGCCAUUGUAAAAUGUGUGUUUAUUUAUGUAAAUUCUUUCAGCUUAAAUGUAUUGUGUUUAAAAUGUAAAGUAUGAAGUCUUAGUUUUCUUUCUGUAUCAAAUCAAAGACAAGUGUUUGAUAAAUGUGUGUGAGUCACAACUGCAUGCCCCUUGCUGUGGAUUAAUGUCAUGGUAAGAUACUGGCUGGACAUUCCUGAUUCAGAAGGUUCUUGAACUCCACACACUGCAGGCCAUUUCUGCUGCUACUACAGUACAUUGUUAAUACGUGAAGCAGUGGCGGGUUUCAGUUCAUGGAAAAAGCCGCUGACUUUUGAGAAGUGUGCAGACUGUAUUAGAACAGCAUGAGUAAAAAACAGGCAACAGGAUGACUCAACUGCGAGCAGUGUGAGAUGCUUCUCCGGCGAUACAGUGGUCACACAUCUCCCCAAGUCCCUCACAUACUUUUACUGCCACCAGUUAGGACCAUGACUUAACCUCUGCCCACCCUGAUAGUGAUUGAUUGGAAAAAACAGUUACUUAUCCCUUGUUCCCACUCAUCAUUCCCAUCUCAACAGCAAUCAGAAUCUCUAGUCUAUUGCAGCCUUAUCUAUAGUAUUUACAGCCAAACAAACAGGCCUGUAUCCUCACCAUCCUUAAUGUAAAUGGUGCUAAGUGUAAAAGAUUUUAAAGAGACUGGUAGAAAUCAGUACCCUUGAGAUUUUUACGCUCUGGCUGUUUGCAGCCCUUGUGUCCCAUCAGGUCCACCCAUAGAACCAAAGAUUAGUUUGUCCCAACAAUGGGUUGGCAGAUGGUUUGUCUGUCUGUCAAUAGUAUGAUCAUUAUCUCCCCUUCUACCCCUACUCUUACAACUUAGUUGUGUUCUUAUCCCCAAUUUAUAAGAGCCAUUGCUGUCCCAGGAAACAUAUGGUAUGUCAACAGGUGUUCUCCUCUUUACCCUGUUGUUUAUGCUCACUGUUCUGUCUCUUGAACUUCCAUUGAUGCAGGCCCACAGAGCCCUGCAUUCUGCACUACAUGUGAUAAUGUGGUGACUAAAUAUAAGAAAUGAUUCUUAACUGUAUCGUUUCAGGUUGAUUUGUCAACAUACAGUAGUGACAGCACCAUUACAUAUUGUAACAUCUUGCAACCCCAUCCCCACCCUUACACAGCUACCUGCUUCUUUCUCUUCUUCCAGGCUAGCAGUACUGUGACUGAUUAUGUGGUAAGCCUUGGCAUGCCUACAGGCAGGAUUCAUGACUCACAGAUAUUGAAUUCUUACUCUCCUGUGCCAAAAGGCCCAUGAUUCAUUUAAAACAGUAACUGAACACAUGAAUACAGCAUGCAUCUUAAAUAAAUGGGUCUUUGUAUACAACCAA
Messenger RNA from Protopterus annectens (West African lungfish), 5113 nucleotides. RefSeq names its product exocyst complex component 3 like 2 (gene EXOC3L2). Gene Ontology annotation, molecular function: SNARE binding. Gene Ontology annotation, biological process: exocyst localization; exocytosis. Gene Ontology annotation, cellular component: exocyst. The record is from RefSeq and is a predicted model, not a curated record. The coding region runs from base 319 to 2931 and encodes 870 amino acids. NCBI's taxonomy places the organism in Eukaryota, Metazoa, Chordata, Ceratodontiformes, Protopteridae. The transcript has 13 exons.